Messenger RNA from Argiope bruennichi, 2765 nucleotides. Its product is annotated as sine oculis-binding protein homolog. Gene Ontology annotation, cellular component: nucleus. Lineage: Eukaryota; Metazoa; Arthropoda; Arachnida; Araneae; Araneidae. The record is from RefSeq and is a predicted model, not a curated record. The transcript has 4 exons. The coding region runs from base 192 to 2735 and encodes 847 amino acids. Gene Ontology annotation, biological process: animal organ development.
UCGGUUCGAGAAAGCUGCAUAUUUACCUCCCAGCUCUUCGGGGUGGCUCAGGUGUGAUCAGACGAUUAUUAUGUUCCGAGUAAUCCCUGAUGCUGGCUAGAUGGAGGGCUGAGGAGAGGAGCAUCGUGGCGCGUUUGCGGUCACUUUGAUGCGAGAAAAUCCGAUCUAAUCCAUUUGAUAUUAUUGGUAUCAUGAAUACGGCCGAACUGUCACCCCGUCGCCGGAGAAGACGCUUUCUGGUCGGCUACGAAGAAGGGGACCUACCCGUAAAGAGGGAACCCGAUGAAGAUAUUAAGGACUAUGCUGAAACGACAAUGAACGAACUGCUAGGGUGGUAUGGCUAUGAGAAGGUAGACAGCCGAGACACUCAGGGCUUGAAUCUGACCCAUUUUGCCUCCAAUAAUUCAUCCACGACCGGGAACAACAACCCUUCCAGCAACGGAGUGUCUCCCCCUUCCUCCGCCAUGGAAGGCAGCGACGUGUCAGAAGAUGCCGCCUCCCACCACGAGGGACUGGACGAACCAACCAGGUUGAGGUCCGAGAGCAUCAGCCCAGGUCAGGAUGUUUCUUCUACAGCAUCUGAUGAGGUAGCAAGACAGCAUCAACAGAUGGUGUCGGCCCUUUCAACAAUAACUAAACAUCCCGGUGCACCUGAUUCGCCAAAUCUUCCCCCAGGAUGCAUCGUUUGUGCGUGGUGUCAAAAAGUCGGAAUGAAACUGUUUACUUUAAAGACACCGAAUGGAUGUAAGGCAUUUUGCAGUGAGCUGUGCUUUACUCAGUGUCGAAGAGCGUCAUUCAAAAAGAAUAAAAUCUGUGAUUGGUGCAAACAUGUCAGACACACUGUAAAUUACGUUGAUUUCCAAGACGGAGAACAACAGCUGCAAUUUUGUAGUGAUAAGUGCUUAAAUCAAUACAAAAUGAACAUUUUCUGCAAGGAAACGCAGGCACACCUGCAGAUGCACACGCAUUUGAAAGAGGCUGCCUGUAAAAUGGCUGCCUCAGGUUCUGUGAAUUUAAUAACUCCAGAAUUAUGGCUCAGAGACUGCAAAACCAAUGGUAAUGCCCUUUCACCUCACGACGCAAUAGAGGGUAUAGAGGACAUCACCUCUGAUGGUAACUUAUCUGCUGCUCCUUCCCCAUCUCCGGUUCUUGAAUCACCAGUGCCACCACCAGCACCUCUAAUUGUGAAAGAAAAGAAGGACCAUAAACCAGAACAGCUCCAUAUUGAGAAAGAAAGAGACAAACCUUCAAAGAAGGCUUCAAAUAAGCAUUCCCCUAAGAAACAUAGUGGAGAAUCAAAAUCUCACCACUCUAAAAUCUAUCGAGAAAAGAAAACUAAUGGGCAUAUUCAAGCUAAUGAACCUCUAAUGAAUUCAAGACGUUCUCCAAUACAAGCAUCACCUCCAGCUCACCUUCGUAGUAGCCAGUCUACGAAUGGAACACAUUCCCUUCUAUCGCCACCUCCUGUUGGACAUAUACCUCGACGGCAUCCUCAUAUGGGAUUGCCCCCUCGGCCCUGUCCUCCGGUGCCAUCACCCAUGGGAAUAGGAAGUAUGGAUCCUAACAGACAACAACCAUUUCUACCGAACAAUGUAAUGCCGCCUCCAUUCCAGUUUCUAGCUCAACAGCAAAUGGAGGCAUUUUUCAGAUCCCAGCAUGGAUUGGAUAUGAGAUCAAAAAUUCCUCCUCCAUUACCUUUACCUCCUUGGGGAAUGCCAACCUAUCCUCAUCCACCUCCACCACCACAUUUGCCACCCCCACCUUUGAAUUCGAAAAGUCCUUCACUGCCCCAUUCCUCACCACCUUCUCGAAAUCACCACCAAAGUCAGAACUCUUCCUCCAAAAAUAACAGUCACCAUAAUAAACAUAGACACAGCAGGCAUGCAUCUGGACAUACCAAUAGUAGUAAUGGUACUGCUCAUUCCAAGACGCCUGUUCACCCAGAAAUUCCGCUUCCUCUUCCGCCUUCCCUUCCACCUGUGACUGUCAUGGUUCCAUUCCCUAUUGUGCUGCCUGUACCAUUGCCGAUUCCAGUACCCAUACCUAUUCCUCCAGACAUUAUGAAAAAAUAUGCCAAAUCGAAAUCUGAGAAAACACAUUCCACUUCUGAGGCAAACAGCUUCGAAGCAAACUCUAAACCUGAGCAAAGCAGUCAGCGGAAAAGAAAAGAUUCCUUUGAAUUUUCAAAACAAAAGAAAAGACGAAAAAUAUCUGUGAAUGCUGAUACCACAGGACACGCAUCAUUGACACAUAACUCUGAAAUCGAGAUGGUUGAAAGGCACGAUCCAUCUGAAAAAUACUGUGCCACGGCAGAAAAUUUAUCUUACAGACUUUCGGAAACUCCAAAUGCUGGGCAUCCAAACCAAGGUUCAUCAAUUGCUAAAGCUCCACGAACUGAUCCUGAUGUAGAAUCAAGAAGUUAUUCUCCACUCUCGGAACCUGUAAGCAGCAAUGAAGAAGAAUACAGCGAGAGAUCAAUAAAAAAUGGCGAACUUGAUGAAUUUUCCAACAUAAACUUUUCCAAUUUUAAUCUCAAUCUUGUGCGAUCUAGUCCUUUACUUCUAUCGCAAGCAGCUGAGAGACAUUUGCACAUUGGAGCGAAUGAUAAUCCAGAUAACUGUAACAGCCAGUCUCCAACUAACUUAUCUAUGAAAGACAAACAUAAUUUAAUGUCUUCCAACCCUGUUAAUUUCAAAAAGAAACAUUUGCAUGAUCAGUUGAGUUUGAUGACGUAAAUGUGCUAUGUGAUGUUUUCUGUAUUAUAA